GCUUGAAAAUCUGGACCGUCGAUAUGUUCGACCGGUCCUCUUCGCCACACGCUUCUCGAUUGGUAAUCACUCUCUCAGUUACGGAGAGAUUCAUUUGAGAGUCUGGGCUUCUUCAAGCAUUUCCACUUUUUGUUCUUGAAUCUUCAAGGCGAACAGAAUGAGAUUUGUGAAGUUCAACAGAUUUAUUGCUCAAUUUAUUCGCCCAAGUGUGGUGAAUGAGCCUGGGAUUGCCGCUGCCGAAAUUAAGUCUUUGCCUAAACUUCUCCCAAAGCAUGGCCAGGAAAGAUAUGGUUCUACUGGCUCGGAAUUCCUCCGGACAUUUUUAUUUUCUGCUGCUGGAGCAUCAGGGCUUCUGAGCUGUACAGCAAUCGCUUAUGCAUCUGACGAGGCUGAGCAUGGAUUAGAGUCCCCUAACUACCCAUGGCCUCACAAAGGGAUCCUUAAUUCCUAUGACCAUGCUUCGAUUCGUCGUGGCCACCAGGUUUAUCAACAAGUUUGUGCAUCAUGCCACUCAAUGUCACUCAUUUCUUAUCGUGAUCUUGUUGGGGUGGCGUACACAGAAGAAGAAACUAAAGCCAUGGCUGCAGAGAUUGAAGUAAGUGAUGGGCCAAACGACGAGGGCGAGAUGUAUACCCGUCCAGGAAAGCUGAGCGACCGAUUCCCUGAACCUUAUGCAAAUGAACAAGCUGCUAGGUUUGCAAAUGGAGGAGCAUAUCCUCCUGAUUUAAGCCUUAUAACAAAGGCCCGCCAUAACGGUCAGAAUUAUGUUUUUGCUCUUCUAACUGGCUACCGUGAUCCCCCUGCUGGAGUCACGAUUAGAGACGGGCUUCACUAUAAUCCUUACUUCCCCGGUGGAGCAAUUGCCAUGCCUAAAAUGCUUAAUGACGGUGCUGUGGAGUAUGAAGAUGGCACCCCAGCAACAGAAGCACAGAUGGGCAAAGAUGUUGUAAGCUUUUUGUCGUGGGCUGCCGAACCCGAAAUGGAAGAGCGAAAACUGAUGGGAUUCAAAUGGAUAUUAGUUUUGUCGCUGGCGCUACUUCAAGCCGGGUAUUACCGGCGGUUGAAGUGGUCGGUGUUCAAGUCCCGGAAGUUGGUGCUGGAUGUAGUCAAUUGAGUGAAUGACACCUUAAAGGUAUGGUAUUAUUCCCAUCCCAUAUGUUAAACGUGAGAAAUUAUGUAUAAGAUGAUGAUACCUGAGGAUAAUCCUUUUGUAUGCACUAUGCAUGCAUGUUAAUGUUACUACUUAUUGUAUUGUACGAUGAUGUUUCUUGUGUGAUGUUGAGUUGUGGAAACAAAUAAGGUAUGAUGAAUGGAUGGCUCGAUGUUAUAUUGUU
Andrographis paniculata is the source of this 1334-nucleotide messenger RNA. RefSeq names its product cytochrome c1-2, heme protein, mitochondrial-like. NCBI's taxonomy places the organism in Eukaryota, Viridiplantae, Streptophyta, Magnoliopsida, Lamiales, Acanthaceae. Gene Ontology annotation, molecular function: electron transfer activity; heme binding. Gene Ontology annotation, biological process: mitochondrial electron transport, ubiquinol to cytochrome c. The transcript has 8 exons. The record is from RefSeq and is a predicted model, not a curated record. The coding region runs from base 158 to 1114 and encodes 318 amino acids.